Messenger RNA from Hippocampus zosterae (dwarf seahorse), 3793 nucleotides. Its product is annotated as angiopoietin-related protein 1-like. Gene Ontology annotation, biological process: cell surface receptor protein tyrosine kinase signaling pathway. The record is from RefSeq and is a predicted model, not a curated record. The transcript has 6 exons. NCBI's taxonomy places the organism in Eukaryota, Metazoa, Chordata, Actinopteri, Syngnathiformes, Syngnathidae. The coding region runs from base 402 to 1859 and encodes 485 amino acids.
GCAGGGCCAAGCCUCGUCUUUCCUGCGACUACUGAGCAAACCAAAGCAUCAGCCUCCCUCUUUUUGCGCAUGGACCACCCUCUAGUGUUCUCCGACCGGGCCAGGUUGACUGAGCGGCCCUUCAUUGUCAAUGAGAGCAAAGACUCAGGGAGCGUGAGGAGAGCAUGGAGGCUAUGACAACUCAACGCGGCUAAGACCCUAAACUGCAUCCCCCAACGAGCAUCUGCUGGUCCGCUGACAACCGGGAGAGCAUCAGCCAAGAUGGAAUAACACACACUGAACAGAGUCUGAGUAGCUCAAUAAAUGUCUGAGACUGACUUUCAUUUUCCAUCAGCAUGGGAAGUCUCAUCACAAACCAGCGCAGAAAUCCUUGUUUAUGGUGACACAUCAAGAGUGAAAGAAUGGGACCUGGAAUGUGGAGUUGGUUGACUUUGUUUGGUCUGUUCCUCUGGAGCAACAGUGAAGCGCUCAUCAAGAACCAAGUCCUCUCCCGGGCACGGAGAGCUCCGGAGGCCAAUGGACAAAACAACAGGUGCUCCUACACCUUCCUGGUUCCCGAGCAGAAGAUCACAGGCCCCAUCUGCGCAGCCAAAGGUCCUGUCCCCGACAAGGACCGAGUGACUCGUCUUGAUGUGGCCGCAGUGCGCGACCUUCUGUCAAAGCAAAGGCGGGAGAUGGAGACUCUGAAGCUGGUGGUGGACGUGGACGGAAACCUGGUGAAUGAGAUGAAGCUGCUGAGGAAAGAAAGCAGGAAUAUGAAUUCCAGGGUGACCCAGCUCUAUAUGCAGCUGCUGCACGAAAUCAUCAGAAAGAGGGACAACUCACUGGAGCUGGCUCAAUUGGAGACACGCAUCCUGAAUGCCACCGCUGAGUCACUGCGGCUGUCUUCCCGUUACAAGGAACUGGAGGCCAAAUACGCUGCCCUCUCGGCCAUGGUGAACAACCAGUCAGUGAUGAUCGGAGCUCUGGAAGAAAGUUGUAUGAAGAUGCAUGAUCGCAAACAAGAGCCGCCGCCUCUUGGGCCGCCGAUGGUGCAUGUGGUGCCUGAGAACAUCCCUGUUAAUGUACCGCGUUUCACCAAUGAGAUCCGAGGGGAUAAUAGCGGAAGCUUUGCCCGCGAAAGGGGCUCUCGCUCCGGGCCUUCACCAACGGGUGAAAGCAUGGAAGUCCAGAAACCUCCUCAGACAAACUUUAGUGCUGAAGGUCCAUUCAGAGACUGUCUGGAGGCUCAAGAGGCGGGCCACGUUAUCAGCGGCAUGUACCUGAUCAAACCUGACGAGGCCGAGAAGUCCCUGCAAGUCUGGUGUGAGCAGGAUAUGGACAACGGCGGCUGGACUGUGAUUCAGAGUCGAAAGGACGGCUCUGUUAACUUCUUCAGAAACUGGGAAAACUACAAGAGCGGGUUUGGCAACACAGAUGGGGAGUAUUGGCUUGGGCUAGAUGGCAUUUACAAGCUGGGACGUCAGGCCGACUACAAGCUCCAGGUGGAGCUGGAAGACUGGAUGGACAAGAAAGUGUACGCUCAGUACAGCAGCUUCCACCUCGAGCCUGAGAGCGAGGGCUACCGUCUGCGGUUGGGCACCUAUCGAGGCAAUGCUGGCGAUUCCCUCAGCAGCCACAACGGCAAACAGUUCACGACUUUGGAUCGAGACAAGGAUGCCUUCUCAGGUAACUGUGCCCAUUUCCACAAAGGAGGCUGGUGGUACAACGCUUGCGGCCAAGCCAAUCUGAACGGCGUGUGGUACAGCGGAGGCGUCUACAGAAGCAAAUUCCAAGACGGAAUCUUCUGGGCUGACUACGGCGGCGGCUUCUACUCCAUGAAGUCCGUCCGCCUGAUGAUUCGGCCCAUAGAUGGAUGAAGCGACACUGGACUGUGUUGGUCCACUCACAAAACUUGAAGCUCCUUUUUAAAAUGCGAUGUCAAAGGUCAUCGUUGACAGGAGGGUUCCACCAGAUCAACAUCAGUAGUGUAUAGCGCUCCCUCCUUUAUCAGGUUGGACUGCUCUGUUUAUAUGUACAUGCAUAUCGCUAAAGAAACAUAAAUAGGGACGUUGGGGGAGGGGCGUAUUUAUAAGAUGUAUCGUGACCCUAACCAAUCAUUUUCUCUAGAUAUGAAAGAAAAUGAACGACUGCAGGUGCAGUUUAAUCAAUGUUAUGCAACUCGAUAUUGCAACAUAUCUAAUUUGACCGCCUUUGUUUCCCUGAUCCCCUGCUCCAUCCAAAACAGCAGCUGUAAGGAUUAAAACGGUAAUGCUGCUCUUCCUACCUCACCGCCAAUAUAAACAUUUGUAGGAAACACACAUUUUUGAGAUUUAACUUUUGCCAUAGUUCCUAGAAACUGGAAAUGAUCGCUUUAUUUUGACUCACCCCUCCUUGGAACAAGGCUUUUCAUUUUCUCUUCACACUUGGUAUGACCUUUGUGAGAUAUGUUUGAGCAGAAACUCUUAAUUUAUAUGUACAAUUAACUUAACAUAACAAUGAAAAGGGCCCGGUGUCCUGAGAGAAAGGAUGUGUAACAGUCAUGUAGUGCGCGUUCUCACAGUAUGGACAUGUGUUGCUUGUUUUACUCCAUUUGGUUUUGGUGAGUCUGCCGGAGUAGCAGUUGUGAAAUGGUGUGUUGUUCUGCAGAGUUUUAAGAGUUAUAGGCCCUUAGACAAACGAUGAGAAACACAUUUCACGAGGCCAGACAUGGUGGAGUGAGAAAAAAAAGCAGAUUUCCAAGUUGGUCCCACGUGCCCCCUUUUAAAUACAGACAUUUACAUUCUUUCCACAUACACACACAAAAAUCGGCUUGAACUGUUUGUUUUUGUCACGGGUCGGCGCGUAACGCAAGUUUGCCUCCUUCUAGAGGAGAGGAGUGGACAUACAACACUUGAAACACAACAAGCCUUUGGUCCCUGAAACUGAAAAUCGUCUGCCUUACUGCUCCAUGUGGCUGUUUGACCGGAUCGGCCUUCCCACUCAUCACUUUACAAGGUUACGGGAAAUGAAAAGUUCCUUGCUUGUGAUUGUUCACAAAUUAGCGGCCCCCUCCCGUUUACUGCGGAUCAAACGACCUCACUUUUGAGAUUCGGCGCAUUUACUAAGACCCGGAUGCGCCUCAUGUGUUUUAUUCUUUGUUGAGAUGACAACGCACAUUCCGAGUUUAUUUUAUGGAUGUGAAUCGUGCAGAUAAAUGAUGGCAUUAAAUCGAGUGGAAGAAACAGAUUUUCUCUCUGGAAAAAAAAAAGUUGUCCGAGUGAUGUACGGGAACAUUCUGUACUUGACUUCAUCGAAAUGAGGGAUUCUGUUCAACACUGAUGCUUGUGUGAUCCUUGUUGUUGCAGCAACAAGUUGACAGAGGGAAGAUAUAUUUCAGGAUGACAUUUCAUCCAGACACACAUUUUUGUGGAUGAGUGGAAAAGAGCAAUUCAUCAGUUCAUGUGUGACUCAGAACCACAAUUAUUUAUGACGUUUUCUUAGAGUAUUCGUCAAACCAUUGUUUGUUUGUUUUUUCCAAACAUUGAGACGUUUUAUUCAUUUUGUGCAUUCUAGUGCAAAAUCAUACAUAGCCUGUUAGGUUGUUUUUUUUUUUCAUUUGAAAGGGUAUCAUCUGGCUGGAAAUGAUACAUAAAAAGGCCAAAAAGUUAUUUUCACUAGAUUCCAUUCAAAUUCACUUUAAUCCAUUCGAGGACAGCGGUUACUACAGCCGACACCAUAUCAUGAUGUCGGGUUACGAGGUGCAUGAAAGGGUUAGUUCAACAUUUGGCAUGAAUAAUUUGAUUGGAGAUUAUAAAGUACAUUUUGUCAUUUU